Molecule: messenger RNA, 6224 nt
Organism: Synchiropus splendidus (mandarinfish)
Lineage: Eukaryota; Metazoa; Chordata; Actinopteri; Syngnathiformes; Callionymidae
Gene: tfb1m
Product: transcription factor B1, mitochondrial
Exons: 8
Coding region: 58-1104 (348 amino acids)
Biological process (GO): transcription initiation at mitochondrial promoter; rRNA methylation
Cellular component (GO): mitochondrial matrix
Molecular function (GO): mitochondrial transcription factor activity; rRNA (adenine-N6,N6-)-dimethyltransferase activity
Source: RefSeq, a predicted model, not a curated record
UACCGAAUGACGAAAACGGAAACGAGAAGGAGACCAAAAUAACACCGACGGAGCACCAUGGCUGCCCGAGGGAAAGUGGCAUCUUUCCGCCUACCUCCUCUGCCCACGAUAAGUGAGCUGAUAAAACUCUACAAACUGCGAGCCAAGAAGCAACUCUCACAGAACUUCCUCUUGGACCUGAGACUCACAGACAAAAUAGUCCGACAAGCAGGGGAUUUGACAGACGCCCACGUGUGCGAGGUGGGUCCAGGUCCUGGAGGACUGACGCGCUCCAUCCUCAACUCCGGGGUCAGAGACCUUCUUGUGGUAGAGAAAGAUUCCCGCUUUAUACCGGGACUAGAGCUGCUGUCAGAAGCAGCACCAGGGAAGAUGAGGAUCGUCCAAGGAGACAUUCUCAACUAUAGAAUAGACAGAGGGUUCCCCAAAACUGUCUCCAAGCCAUGGGAAGAAGAUCCGCCGAAUCUACACAUCAUUGGGAAUCUUCCCUUCAGCGUGUCGACCCCGCUCAUUAUCCAGUGGCUGGAGCACAUGGCCGACAGAACAGGGCCCUUUGCAUUUGGACGCACUCGACUCACUCUCACCUUUCAGAAAGAGGUUGCUGAGCGGUUGACGGCUAGCACGGGUAGCAAGCAAAGGAGCCGCCUGUCCAUUAUGGCGCAAUAUCUCUGCACCGUCCACAACCGUUUCAUCAUCCCAGGCCGGGCCUUCGUCCCCAAACCAGAGGUGGAUGUGGGAGUUGUUCACUUCACACCACUGGUUCAGCCCCAAAUCCAGCGUCCCUUCAAGAUGGUGGAGAAAGUGGUGAGAAACACUUUCCAGUUCCGCAGGAAGUCCUGCUAUAAAGGAGUAGAAAAGCUGUUCCCCGAGGCGGGUCGCGAGGAGCGGACCGGCGAGAUGCUGCAGAGGGCCGACGUGGACCCCACGUUACGGCCCACACAUCUCACCAUACCGCACUUUAAGGCGCUGGUGGAUGCGUACGCGGAGAUGUGCAGACGGGAACCCGCUUUGAUCCGCUACGAGUUCAGAGAGGAGCUCAGACUGAAGCAUUUAGGAAAGCGGGGAGAGCCGGUGGCGCUCAGUGACUGUGCUGAGAGAGAAAUCUGAAAAAGCCUUCACCAGACAACACGCUGCUCUGCGCCGUGACAUUUCCACCUGCCGCACACAUGCAUUUUUAAAACCUUCCCCCUGAGCGGAGGAGAAGCGCUGUACACAGAGGGAGAAGACGAGCAGAGGAUGAGGACCCUUCAGAGAACGUUUGAUUCGUGGAGUUCCUCACAAAAGCGUCUCUUAAGAACCACGCUCGCUGAUUACAAGCAUGAAAACCAACGCUCCUCUCUGCAGCCUUCCGGGACACGGAGGAGGAAAGUGGUGAGAAUUACCUUCUUUCUCCAGAGAGCUUUGAGAAGUUGACAGGUGUGGGUUGUUUUUUUUUUUUGUGGAAAAAGGUCCAUCAAACCAGUUCUAAAUCCCGAAUGUCAUCUUUUCUGACUACAAUAAAUGUUUUCUGAAGUGAUGUGUUUGUUCCUCUGCUCACAGUUUAUCCCAAGCGCGGGGGAUUUGAGGUGACAGAGAAGAGCCUCUGAAUUUGGAUCGAAUUGUUGUCACCCCCUCCGACAAAAUACAGUGUUUGCCUUGUUUAGUGGGAGUUCAAUAAACUACAAACUUGAGUAUUUUGUGGUCAUCGUGUUGUCAAGCUAAAUACAGUGACCUGUAGCUGCGCUGACUUCCCGCUAGCAAGUCCAGCAUUGUCAGAGCUUCAUGUAGCGUUGUUGCUAUCAUGCUCGUGUAGCUCAGAAAAUUGUUCCGUGAUUUUGUUGCUUUGUGUCAUGUCAGUGUGCGCUCGCUGUAUUUUUGAAGAAAAGAACACACAAGUCCACCGGACCAGAAGUCACAUUUUUGGAGGGAAAUUAUUUUACCAGUGUGUGAAGCGCUAACAACACGAAGGUCCUCAAUGCUUCUGGAUUUAACUGAGUUUAAACAGAAUUUAGCAAGGAAGUAAAGGCAGACUUUAUUUUAUUUAUCACAACGAUGACAGGUAAAGUACUUGCUUUUAAUGAUGAGAAGUAAAUAAAUAUCACUCUUCUGCUGCCGCUCUCACCGCCAGGUGUCCGAGUUGUUCCUGUCAUAUUGUUAUUGUGCUGUUUCUCGCUGGGAAUUUUCCAUGUAAAAACACCAUGAUAGUGUCUCAUCUAUGGUACGUGUUAUUGUGCCGCUUAUUCCUGUGUGAUCACAAGACAUUUCUGUAUUGGAGAGCGAAUCAAGAUGUAAGGUUUACUCCUUGAUCAUGUCAGUCAGCGUCGAAUGACAUUUAGAUGAAUUUAUAUCUUUUCAAAUGUACACGGUGCAUAAGUAGUAUAAGUCACAGUACCUAUAGAACUGUGCCUUACUGACCCGAAAAUACGGCACAUUGUUAUUUGGCAGUUGAAAAUGAAAGAAGCUCAAUUUUUUUUUAAAUUUGUUUGUUUGAACGGAAGCUAAAAUGCGAAUGAUCCAUGCCGCUUUAUGUCCAUCCUAAUGCUGAGACGAAACAUCGGGAAUGUGGUCAUAUCUGAUCCUGUUUCACUGUUUUUACUGUUUCCUCAUUUCAACCAAUCGCUGUUGCUAACAUGUAUGUAUAUAUAUAUGUAUAUAUAUAUGUAUAUAUAUAUAAUUCAAACAAAAAAACCUAGUAUUUCAGCUUUGUAUGCGCAAUAGCCACAUAAGGAAGAAUUGUGAUUUAUACAUGACUGUUUUAGCUCAAACUAAAGGCCACUGUGAUGUUUUUAUUGCGCACAUCUGUGUUGAAAUAAAUCAGGGAAUUCAAAUGAUUAUGAGAAGGUUCCUAGCUGUACUGCUAACAUUCACUUCUUUGGUCUCCUUUUAGCUGUGACAACAGUUUCGACAGUUUAAUUUUGAGUUGACAUCUUGCAGACAUGAUGUAUACAUUUGUCCAGCGUGGGCAGCGAGCUAACCCUAGUCUAUUGCUAAUCCCGCUACAAUGCUAAUGUGACUACGCAGCUAAUAUUGCUGAUGCUACUGUAACACAUAUUCAAGCAACAAAGUUACUAAACCUAAAAUGUUAAAUUAGCUGCUGAAGACAAACUAAUAUGCUAGCUAAUACGGCUAGCAGCAGCUCGCAUGGCUCAGGACAAACGUUCCAACUGAAGUGCGAGAUUCAAAUGUGACUUGCACACUGAAUCUUAAACUACCCUUCAGUGUGUUAAGACAUUCUGUGAGUCCUUGCGAUGCUAGCACCUGGCAAGCUAAAUCAAGGCGCUACCUCGCUGAGGCUCUGCUUCUCUGGUCAAUAUCAGCGCGCAUUAUCGCCGUCAUGAGCAGCCGGUGCCGCUUCCUGCCAGGGUGGCAGAUGGCGUGCGCGGGUUGAUUCGCCAGCGGCAGAAGUCGCUCAGUUUUGAUGAUUGGUGGGCGUUAAUCUGCGACUACAAGCAGAUUUCAUCAUUUCUACAAGGCAGAUUAAGAAAGCUGGACUUCCAGUUUGGCAGCGAAAAACAAUCCUGGGGUUGUGAGCAAGUGUGCAGCGUUUUGUGCUGUAGGGGAAGAAAACUUGGAUUUUCUGAGUGAGUCUUGUCGAGCUAUGAAUGAGUUGAGCUUGCUCCUGACUUGUUGUCACUUGAAUGUAUCUGUGGAGUCACGACAUGACUCAAUGAGGACGCCACAGUCUGACACGGACACAGUGAGCAGCAUGAGAUGAGAUACUGAACUUGUGUUGUUGUCUCUUAAUACACAAAAAUUGAAUAUACAAUGAAAUGUUUUCUUACGUUAAGUUAUUUGAGUAAAGAAAGGUGCUUUUUAAGAUAGGUUGCUUAUGUGCUAAUAAGAGUCUACUUCCUGCUGAGAGGUGGUGACACAAGAAAAUGUUCAACAAAAAUUGACAUAAGAAUAUAUUUCUAUGAUUUUGUUUAUGUUUUGUUGCCAAGCUACAACUGAUAUUGUUUGCACUUCUCAGUCGGGUUUCGCCAUUUUCCUCUGUUUAUCGUUGAGUUGUGAGUUACAUUGUCAGGCUAGCUGGCAGACUUGUGGAAGCAGCCUUCUGUAUCAGCAUGUCUUUAGCAUUUAGCAUGUCCUUGCUAUUUCAGAUCACUAAAUCACUAAAACCUAGAUUUGGGCAAAAAAAUCAAGCGAUCGAACUCAGUGUUGUUCAGUGUGGCUGGAUCAUCCUUGCAUCAGAUAUGUUUUCCAGCCCAACUUUUCAACCCGUGCCUCCCAUUGGGUCCUUCUCUUUGUCUAAAACUUAUCCCUCAGCAAUGUAAUCGUGAGUUUUGAAAAUGCUAAUAGUAUCUGGAAACCCCACUUUGCUUGAAUGCUAACCGACUUGAAAGGAUUGAGCGCCUCAAAAAAACUCAAGAAAAAUCUGUAUAUUUGUUUAUGAAAAUGUGCUACUCUCGCUAAAGCUAACACCUAGCGGCUAUUAUCGCUAAGAUGUAUAUGUAGCGACGUGUCGGUUCCAGCUCCUCGUCACAACCGCGUCCCACUUCUGUCAAACUAGUGAAACCUCUGGAGACGUUGCUCCCGAUACCGUGACAGCUAAUCGGGAAGUGGCGGGAAUUCUCGCCUGGGGACGAAGCGGAAGAUAAGACGCUUAACUGCGCUACCCGUCACCGCACCUGAAGCCAAAGCGACAGACUUUGAAGAACAAGCCUCACUCCACACUUUCACAGAUCCAACUUUUAUUCAUAAAACGACUCCAGAAGAGAGAAGCGUUCACAUUCAUUGGUUUCUAGCGUCCAGCAGAAAAUUCUUAAAAAAAAAAAAAAAAAAAAAAAAAAGCUUUGAGAACCAACAUUUACAAAAAUAUCUUCUUCUAUCAUCAAGUAUAAAGUCGGUAGAAAUGUACUAGCAGAAGAGAUCAGAGAUUUUUGCAAAGUGAAUGCGGCUGAGACUGGUGUGAAGACCACUCUAGACUUUCGAAAGAAAGGUUUAAAGGGUACUACUGCAUUCAUGUGGUGUAAAACUUAUACUUUGAUUUUUGUCACUCAGUUACAGGUGUAUUUUUAAAUGUAAAUAUGCAACAAAGAACUUGAAAUGAGUAAAGAUCCUCAGCAGCGUCGACACAUCUCAGCACUCAGACCUGAAGAAGCAGUUGCCGACAAAAGCAACCGACUAAAUUGAUAACAAUGUGAUCUGCAUCUUUUGUAUCUGAACCUUUAAUGUUCAAGCAUUUACCCAAGAAUAUACACAACCUAGAAAUAAAUUAGUGUGUCAAUAACAUUAAAAACUGUACAAAACGUUCAGGCAGACAGUGUAACGUUAGUGCAGAAGGUGCAGCGAGGUGGUGGACUGUAGCCAGUGUCGGCGGGUGGAACGUUCCGCGGCUCUGAGGGCCACAACUUCCCAGACUGCUGCUCCCAAAAUAACCGCUUUGGAUGUCAUCUCCACCCUUUUAAGGAUUGAAAGAUUCAGAAAGGCACAGAGUCACUUCAUCAGCGGGGUGGAAAGAUCACUGUCCGCUCACACGCUUGCGCUAUUUCAACUUGAAAUUCUGCUGAAACAGCGUUGAUCCCGAUGUGAACAGUGACGUGCUAUGACGCCGGACCACUAGCUGAGCCCGCCUGCUCGUAAAAACAGUCUUCAUUGACCACCGAAGUCAAACUCUGGACGCUGAACUCGCGCUCCAGCAGGUCGUUCAAGUCCACCGCAGCCACCUCCGCUGCGCUGUGCUCCUUUGUGUUGGACAGCGCCCCCUGGUUCCUCCUGGAGUUGCUGCCUUUCCUCCGGAUGGUGCUGAAAUGACCACGCUGCAGUCUGGGGGUGUCGUCUUCGCCCCCCUCCGGCUCCACACAGGGAGCGACGGGAUCGUCCGAGAGCUUCAGCAGCAGCAGCUGCGUGUCGAUGCUGCUGGUGGGGGAGCUGCUGCCCCCGCUGGUCGCCCGUGUGCCACCCGGCUCACUGAAGCCGUCGUCGUCUUCGUCGCUCAAGAUGUCCGACUCCUUCACUGACGGCGGCUGAGCGCCGCAGACGGGGGACGCGUGAGAAUCGGCCGACAGCGCGGGAGCCCCAGACGAACUGUAGGUGCCGCUGCUGAGGCUGCUCUCGUCGGAGUCGACGGCGAGUUUGGAACUCGGAGCGGGAAGAUCUGCCAGAGGCUGCUUGCACAACCAGGACACUCUGGAGGAACCUGGAGGAGGGCAGCAACGGGUCAGGUGCUUGGUGAGCCUGCAGCCACUGUGAAGGCUUUUGUGUGCACGGUGUGGAAUUGUAUUGGUGUUCAUCGAGUGUGCACUCGA